CACAAAAAGUAUGCCUGAAAUCAAUAAACUAUAACAUUUGCAGUAAAUGGUUUGCAGCAUUUGAAUUUAGUUUUCAUCAACGAAAUGAUACGAGAGCAGACGGAACUUUUCUCUACAGUAUGGCUAUUUCUGGUGACAACGUGUUCUUAAGACGAAUAACAUAUAUAUAUCCUUAUGGAUUCCGGAAUGUUACCACUGAACGAAACACAACCCAUGUUUGUUUUAAUUUGAUCGAAAUGAACGCUUUCGCUAACGGAGAAAUGUAUUUGGUCAACGAAUUCUGCGAUUUUGGACACCUAUUCAAAGAGAAAAGACAUUUGCUAUUUCCUAAAUUAGUUCCGGCUACGCACACGCCGAUGAAGACAAUUGCGAGUACAACAGUUCCGAAAACGAACGCUCCGACGAAGAAAAUUGCAAGUACAACAGUUCCGGCAACGAACGCUCCGACGAAGACAAUUGCGAGUACAACAGUUCUGGCAACGAACGCUCCGACGAAGACAAUUGCGAGUACAACAGAGAAGCCUGUCGUAUCAGUGAAUUGUUCCAGCUUAAUUAUGGUAAAUAAUGGAGAUAAUAUCACAUGUCUAUGUGAAGAAAAAGGUGGAUUUCCUCCAGCUAAUGUAACAUGGUAUAAAGAUAGCACGCAGAUUGGAGCGAUAAAAAAAGAACAAAAUGCACUUAUUCUCAAUAAUAUUGAUAGAAAUGAUAGUGGAAAAUACAAAUGCAUUGGACAAAGCCACAAUCUUACCGAUGAAAUAACAGUGGAAACUCGUUUUUAUGAGAAGCCUGUCGUAUCAGUGAAUUGUUCCAGCUUAAUUAUGGUAAAUGUUGGAGAUAAUAUCACAUGUCUAUGUGAAGAAAAAGGUGGAUUUCCUCCAGCCAAUGUAACAUGGUAUAAAGAUAGCACGCAGAUUGGAGCCAUAAAAAAAGAACAAAAUGCACUUACUCUCAAUAAUAUUGAUGGAAAUGAUAGUGGAAAAUACAAAUGCAUUGGACAAAGCCACAAUCUUACAGAUGAAAUAACAGUGGAAACUCGUUUUUAUGACAAGCCUAUCGUAUCAGUCAAUUGUUCCCGUUUAAUUAUGGUAAAUGUUGGAGAUAAUAUCACAUGUUUGUGUCAAGAAAAAGGUAGAUUUCCUCCAGCCAAUGUGACAUGGUAUAAAGAUAGCACGCAGAUUGGCGUCAUAAAAAAAGAACAAAAUGCACUUACUCUCAAUAAUAUUGACAAAAAUGAUAUUGGAAAAUACAAAUGCGUUGGACAAAGCCACAUUCUUAGAGAUGAAAAAACAGUGGAAGCUCGUUUUUACGAGAAGCCUGUCGUAUCAGUGAAUUGUUCCAGCUUAAUAAUGGUAAAUGUUGGAGAUAAUAUCACAUGUCUAUGUGAAGAAAAAGGUGGAUUUCCUCCAGCUAAUGUAACAUGGUAUAAAGAUAGCACGCAGAUUGGCGUCUUAAAAAAGGAACAAAAUGCACUUACUCUCAAUAAUAUUGAUAGAAAUGAUAGUGGAAGAUACAAAUGCAUUGGACAAAGUCACACUCUUACGGAUGAAAUAACAGUGGAAGCUCAUUUUUACGGUACAUGUGUUGCUAUAGUUCUUAAUCCUGGAGUAUUUGAACCCAUAUAA
Molecule: messenger RNA, 1622 nt
Organism: Dendronephthya gigantea
Lineage: Eukaryota; Metazoa; Cnidaria; Anthozoa; Malacalcyonacea; Nephtheidae
Product: neural cell adhesion molecule 1-like
Exons: 9
Coding region: 120-1622 (500 amino acids)
Biological process (GO): cell-cell adhesion
Cellular component (GO): cell-cell junction
Molecular function (GO): cell adhesion molecule binding
Source: RefSeq, a predicted model, not a curated record